AUGAGUCCUCGACGGUCCUCCCGUGCCCGCUCCUCUCAGCAACCUCCCCCCGGUCCCAAUCACACAAAUUCCCACUCCUCCAACAACUCCAAACCUGAUCGAGAUACUCGAGCGAGUCAUCGUACCACCUCCCCGCGAAGACCCUCCACCCAACGAUCCGAAUCCGCUGAUGGCGCCGACUCGACCUCUCGUGCGGAGCAGAUCGCACCGCGUCGCAGCAGGCGAAAUGGAGAGGACAAAGAGCAACCAGCUGUCAAACAACCCGUGGAGGAAGAGGAGGAGGAUGAUAACGAAGAGAAUGGAGUCGAUCCUGCUGAAGAGGAGGUCACUCGCUGUAUAUGUGGACAGGCGGAGUAUCCUGGCCCCUCGCCCAGCAUACGACAACAGCAGCCCAACACCGACACCCUGACUGAUGACACGGGCAAUUUCUUUGUUCAAUGCGACAAUUGUGGUGUCUGGCAACAUGGUGGCUGUAUGGGUUUGCUUGAUGAGUCCAUGUUGCCCGAUGAGUAUUACUGUGAACAAUGCAAGCCAGAAUUCCACAAGAUUACAAAGUCUGCCAAUGGACCCAGAUCUUCUCGCUACCUCCCUGUUCUUGAAGCACGGUCGACUCGAUCUUCUCCCCCCUCCUCCAACCCCGAACAAUCUCGCAAGAAAGAUAGCAAGAACAAGCAAAUCGAGAGUACGAAGAGGCGGGCGACCAUGAACAGUCGCGGUGCGUAUGAUGAAGACGAAAUGCUACGGAGAGCCAUUGAGGAGAGUAAAGAAAUGGGCUCUCUGGGCAAGCGGACAAGGGACGACACAGACGAUCAAAAGGGCAAUCCAAAACGACAGCGUACGGGCUCGCAUUCCUCGUCCGCCGUGUCCAAAUGCAGUGAAUCACCUGAGCCACAUGCGGAAGAUGCGCCUGGGAGAGGGACGGGAUCUGGACGCACUGCUUCCCAGAAACUGAGAGGAGCCGCCGCACGAAACAACCGAGAAAAAGAGUCGAGAGAUAAACAAAAGGAACAGCAGGCCGCUCAACGAGCAGAGGCGGCGAGUAAACGAAAUGCUCGAUCAGAGAGGAGAAGAGGAGAAGGUAACAACGCCGCCUGGGAUGGCGUUUCUCGGCCUGUGGCUGACGGUCGGAUAGAUUCUCCACCUCCCACUCCCAGUCUCUCCCCUUCCAAAUCCGCGGUGUCCAAUGGCAAAGUCAACGCCGACACCCCCCCCUCGGGCCGAUCGAACAACAAUCGCAAAACGGGACGACCGCCGGCGAGACGAGGGAGACUGGGGAGAAAUCAAUAUACCCGAGAUCAGGCCAAUGGGGAAGAGGGCGAAACGCCGAUGAGAGAUGCCUCCCACGAUGUCAAUGGAAGUGGAAGGUCCCCUCCGGGUGCCAACGGAAUAAAUGGUGAAAGCGGACGGAGCUCGAAAGCCAAAACUCAUCCGGCCAGAACCAGCCUGAACGAGAUGAAGAGACGAGUGGCUGCCAUUCUGGAAUUUGUUGCGCAUAUGCAAACGGAAGGAGGAACACAAACACAGCAUUCAAGUGGAAGCACAAGCGCCAAAGGAGCCAACACACCCAACGGAGUCAAGAGCAACAAUUCUCCGACGGCGAAUUUGGCGAAAGCGGUGGAAGCCGGUCUGAAAGAGGUCAACUCCAAAGACGAAGACACUGGCGUGAUCAUGAUGGAUGAAAAGGACUUUGGGAAUAUGGGAAGUGUGGAAAUGAUGGAAACAUUGACGAGAGAGCUGGUACAAUGGCAAAGCAUAUAUGGCGUCUAUUCGCGAUGA
Rhinocladiella mackenziei CBS 650.93 is the source of this 1776-nucleotide messenger RNA. RefSeq lists its product as uncharacterized. The record is from RefSeq and is a predicted model, not a curated record. The transcript has 3 exons. Bases 1 to 1776 code for a protein of 591 amino acids. NCBI's taxonomy places the organism in Eukaryota, Fungi, Ascomycota, Eurotiomycetes, Chaetothyriales, Herpotrichiellaceae. Gene Ontology annotation, biological process: negative regulation of rDNA heterochromatin formation; negative regulation of silent mating-type cassette heterochromatin formation. Gene Ontology annotation, cellular component: Rpd3L complex; Rpd3L-Expanded complex.